Erigeron canadensis is the source of this 1417-nucleotide messenger RNA. RefSeq names its product plastoglobulin-1, chloroplastic. NCBI's taxonomy places the organism in Eukaryota, Viridiplantae, Streptophyta, Magnoliopsida, Asterales, Asteraceae. The coding region runs from base 82 to 1179 and encodes 365 amino acids. The transcript has 4 exons. The record is from RefSeq and is a predicted model, not a curated record.
ACUCACAAGUGACACAUACACCCACGAAUCAGAACCAGGAAAAGAACCAGAACCAAAAAAAAAGAAAAAAAAAAACGAAACAUGUCUCUCCUCUUCACCUCCCAUAACCCAUCUCUCAUCUUUGAAAACCCUUCCACCACCACCACCACCGCCACCACCACGAUACCCACCACCAUAUUCCGGCCCAUUUCUUUAUCUUUCAGAAAGCCCAAAUCCAUUCGUUUUGCAUCAAACAAACCACCCCCACCUUCAGGAUGGAACCAAUCUGACCAAACCCUUAACGACGAUGAAGAAUCAGACAAAAUCCAACAACCCACUAUCACAGACGAAUGGGGCGAAAAGGCCGAACCCGAAAACGAACAGUUAUCCAAGCUACCAGCCUCAGAUCCCCCAAAAGAUGAUGAUGAAUGGGGAACACGUGAUACGGUGAAAUCGAAUGAUGGGUAUUCGAGUAAUGGAAGCCCUGGUGUUGGAGUUGUUGAGAAUGAUGGUAAAGUUGAAGACUUAAAGAGGUGUUUGGUGGAUAGUGUUUAUGGGACUGGGUUAGGGUUCAGGGCUUCGCCUGAGGAACGGGCUGAGAUUACGGAGCUCGUUGCGCAGUUGGAGGCGGUUAACCCGACUCCUGCACCUACUGAUGCCGUCGAGCUUCUUGAUGGCAAUUGGGUUCUGUUGUAUACUGCAUUUUCCGAGCUAGUACCGCUGCUGGCUCUGGGCACAACUCCAUUGUUGAAGGUCGACAAGAUUUGCCAAGAAAUAUUUACCAGUACCCUUACCAUAGAUAAUUCCAUUACAUUAUCUAGCCCUGUUGCUACUUUUACGUCCACUGCAUCUGCAAACUUUGAAGUCCGAAGUCCCUCAAGAAUACAGGUGCAAUUUAAAGAAGGGACUUUUCAGCCUCCAAAAAUAAAGUCAAAUGUAAGCUUACCAGAGAGUAUUGAUCUUUUUGGUCAAAAUAUCAGUUUAUCAGCUGUACAGCAGUCCCUCAACCCUUUGCAAGAGAUUGUGGCAAAUCUAUCAGGCCUAAUAUCGGGUCAAGCUCCUCUUAAGGUUCCCAUUCCUGGGGAACGUUCAAGUUCUUGGCUUCUAAUCACAUACCUUGAUAAGGAUUUGAGGAUAUCUAGAGGGGAUGGUGGUCUCUUUAUUCUUGCUAAAGAAGGAAGUCCUCUUUUGGACCAAUGAUCAGAUUCAGCCUUAUGGUGCAGGAAAUAAAGGUCAGUGAGUGAAAGAAGAUUUCCAAGCUUUUGAGUUCAUAUAUAAUAUAUUUAUUUAUUGGAUAGAGCUGAAAACAAUUAUGUGGUCAGAGAGAUAUCGAUCUCAUUGAAAGAUCUAAUAGAUUGAAGGGCUUUUAUGUGUAAAUGUUAUUGUAAAUUACUGUUACCAUUGACAAUGAAAUCAAUCUCCUCUGCUAUUUGCAUUA